This is a messenger RNA of Aspergillus heteromorphus CBS 117.55, 2608 nucleotides long. RefSeq lists its product as uncharacterized. Lineage: Eukaryota; Fungi; Ascomycota; Eurotiomycetes; Eurotiales; Aspergillaceae. Bases 388 to 2166 code for a protein of 592 amino acids. The transcript is spliced from 2 exons. The record is from RefSeq and is a predicted model, not a curated record.
GUCAGUUAGCGCGGCGGGUGUGGGAGACUUGGAGCUGUCAUGGGCGAGGCCCGAAGCUUGGCGGAUCCCAGCUUGAUCGUCACGUUCUCUGCUCGCUUUUCCCUCGUGUAAUUCUUCCAUUCUUCUCCCCUCUCGCCCUCGUCCUUGCUCGUCCUUCUGCAGCAAAAGUUGCGUCCCUGGCAUCCUCCAUCACCACCUCCCCCGUUCCUCUCGCCUGACACUCCACUUCUGUCUUUUUCUUGUCAUGCAUUGAGCCUGCAGCACUCCAGUGAACGCCCACUCUGAUCCUCCCAUUGAACGCGUCGCUCCAAGUGUCACCCACCCUAUCGCUAUCUUUUCCUGUCUGCCUGCCUGCCAAAACAACCACCCCCGCAUCUCCCGUGAAACAUGGAUGAAGGCGCGUCUUCUCGUCUGACAAAUACCCCCGAAGGCUCUGCCGGCGUCGACGAUAACAACCCCUCGUCGGCCGCCGCGAAGAACCAGGCCCUGAAGGAUCGGAAAUGCCAGUAUUGCAACCAGCCCUUCACCUCCUCCUCUCUCGGCCGGCAUCUGGACCAGUUCCUCUUCAAGAAGAAGCCCGAUGGCAUCCAUGAUGUCGAGGAGAUCAGGCGCAUUCGGAGCGGCAUCACGCGGCGUCAGGCCCGUACCUCCUCCGGCCGUCGGGAUAGUCCUGAACGGGCCACGGGCAAAGGCCAGCCGGACUCCUUCAACUCGGGCGAAUCGGGAACGAAGCCACGCGACGGCGCCUAUAGGAUGAUGUUCAACACGCCCACGUGGCAUGCCACCGGAGUCAUCAACGAUAUCCCCAACCCGAGCCAGUCGCAGGAUACCAGCUCCGCUCAAUCGCGCAUUGCGCCCGCGCAGGCCAGACCUGGUCCGCUGUCGUUUCCGGAGCGAGGCACCUCAAGCAACUCGGAUACCAUGAGAGCGUUGGAAUUGGCUUUGCGCGAGGUCCUGGAUAACAUCAAAGCCGCAACGUCCAGAACGCGCCCCAGACUCUCACCAUUCGAUUUUGACAUCCAGGCGCAAACCUUCCCUUCCCUCUGCCUGCAGUUGCUCCCUCCCCCGCAAAGUCUGUUCGCAACAAACCCUUUCCCAUCUCCCUCAUCCUUCCCUCUCCAGCCCCCAGGCGUGGAGCAUCUCGAUAUCGUCCGACAGGCGCUCCGCGCCAAGAUCGAACAAUGGAAAGUGGACCAGCGGUCCGCCGAAUCCAACCACAGUUCCCAACCCGGAAGACCCAACCUCGGCCUGGAUUCGAACAUGAUCAGCCGCAGCGCACAGCAGCACGAAGACCUCAGCCUACGACACCUGGAACUGGCGUUCAAACACUGGGUCUCGCUCCCCACGGAUGCCAAAAAAGACACAUGGCAACUCGAGAUCACCCGCGCAUUCGCCCGCGAGAUGGAAAAGCGCAAGUCGCUUGACGAUCAACUCGCGCGGGUCCAACAGGAGGCGAACCAGCUUCGCUCCCAGGUCGAGAGACUGGGAUCGUGCCAAUGGCCAAGGGAAUUCGCCAUCUUCCCCCCGGACACGCUCCCCCUCCCCCGGGACGUGGCCCGAGAACUCGACGCCCAGGAGAGCCAAACCGGCUCGCUCUCCUCCCGCUGGGACUACGACAACGUCGUCGCGAAAUGGAAACGCGUCGUCAUGCACGACAAAGGAAUGGGCCGCAUCGGCAUCGGCUACGCAACCCCGGACGACUACCGCGGCACCACAGGCACGGAUAGCAAACACCGUCCCAGCGACGACUCCUCAUCGCGAUCCAGGAUGCUGCAUCCCCCGCCAGCGCUGAGUCCCAGCGCCGGCGGCCCAUCGCCCUCCAACACCAACACCAGCGCCGGCGGCCCCUCCGCACCCCCCAGCCAACAAACCUCGCCGUAUCUCCCGCACGACCCCAACCGCAGCCCCGACGCCGGCCCCCACGCCAAGCGCCUCCGUCUCAUGAACGGUCACCACGCCGCAUCCCUACCGCACGCCCCUGAAGGUGCCCCAAACUCUGCUGCCCCUACCACUACCACUACCACCACCACAACAACAACAAAUCAAGCUCCCACCAUCACCUCCGGCCCGUCCCCUUGGACCGCCCCCCAACCCUCCACCAUAGCUUCCAACUCCACCUCCAACAGCACGUCCGCACCUACCCCCCCACCUUCCUGCACCGGAUAAUGAUGCUUGUAUUUGAGUCUGAUAAUCAAUCGAUCGAUCGAUCAAUCAAUCAAUCAAUGAAUCAAACAGUCUUGUAUCAUCUGCAUGUCAAGUUGUCCGGUAUCUACAUGAUUAUCAUCAUGUCCUGUGAUCAAUCAGUGGUUCAGUCAAUCAAUCGAUGUGUUGUAGAAUUUGCCCCCCCAAGUUCCUCCACCAUCACUACACUAUCCACUAUCACUACUAGCACAUGUGUGCACGCUGUGGCGCUUGGUAUCAAGCUACAUCACAGUACAUACGAUGCAGUUUCCAUGCCAUUCGAGGUCGUGUCGUUAUACAUUAGCUGUGUAUAUAAUCAUCCUGCUGACAGAUUUGGAAUCCAUGUCCGUGUCCGAAUAUAGCAUAGUAUAUACUGUGUGUUUUUUUUUCUCUCGCUAUCUCUCUCAUGUGCCAAAUGCUCUUUCUU